CUCACAUGUGAGUUAAAUUAAUUUCUUGAGAGAAACCUUCAUAAAGGGCUAAAUAAACAAGAUCUACAUAUACAGAAAUUUCUUACUUCCUCUGCAUUUGAGACACAGCUAAACUCAUCUGUCUGUUCUUGUGUAUUCCAGAAAGAGUAUCUCAGAUACUGCAUUGAUUUAAAGCAGAUUCUUCAACUAGGAAAUCUGAAGACUUUUAUAGCAAAUCCUCCAGUGUCAAAAUGAACACAGAUAGCGGUGGGUGUGCUCGCAAACGUGCUGCAAUGUCUGUCACAUUAACAGCUGUGAAGAGAGUUCAGAGUUCUCCAAACCUACUGGCCUCAGGGUCUGAUUCGCAGUCUCCAGAUUCAGCUUGGAGAUCUUACAAUGAUGGAAGUAGAGAGACACUGAAUGGAGAUGCUAGCAGUUCAUCUCUUACAGCAAAAGGUUUUAGGAGCGUGCGGCCAAAUCUACAGGAUAAAAAAUCACCAACUCAGGCACCUCUGCCCCCCCCUAGAAAAGAAAGUUUUCGGAAAGCAAGAGUAACUAAUCACAAGAACGAAAUUAACCUCCAGGCAGUAACAACUGGUCCAGCUAAGCACCUUCCCACAGAUACUGCCUAUUACGCUAACGAGAAGUCUGUCCAGAAGACAAUGUCUUCUCAAAUAUCUAACACAAGUGUGUCCUAUGCACAAAAAAUCAUUAAACCACUGACUUCAAUCUCCAGUGCAGGCACAAGCACAGUAGCUGAUAUUAGUACUACUCUCCAUCAAGGCCAAAGGCAACAGUCUCAAAAACGUAGGGUAUCUACCCUGAAAUUAACCCGGACACGUGACCCAGCGAGUAGCGUUCAUUGUAAUACACAGCAACAGCUCAAGCCUGUUGAAGUGCCAGUAUUUCCACAAAGGCCUGUCUCACCUGCCUGUAACCCCGUGCCUGAGAUACACACAGCAUCUCUUUCCAUUCAGAUAGCUCCCAUCCCUGACAAUAAAGCAGAGCCUGAAAUCCAAGAACAUCCACCUAGUAUUUCUCCAGACACUUCAAAGAUGUCUUCAAAGGAUUUGGGACAAAAGUCUACAGUUCUUCCUUCUUCACAGGCUGCAGAAUGCCGUGUGCUUGGAAACCAGAAAGUAACUGCCCCUGUGAUGGAGGCUCAGAUCACAGUGAAUGGGAACUCUGGCACUGCUGCCAGCCCAGUGAGUCACUUUCAAAGGCCUUUUUCCCCUUCUUCAGCUUACCCUCCACCAGCUUCGCUCAAUUCCAACAUUGUUAUCAUGCAGCAUGGCAGGAUGAUGGAGUCCACAGAGACAUACUCACAGCAUGUUCAGACUGUUGGCAGCACCACCACCACCAGUACAAUACCAAUCUGUAGAUCCUCAGAAGAAGAAAAAAAAAUUACAGUCAUUAAAGCUCCACAUUAUGCAGGGAUUGGCCCGGUAGAUGAAUCUGGAAUCCCCACGGCAAUUAGAACGACAGUUGACAGGCCGAAGGAUUGGUACAAGACAAUGUUCAAGCAAAUCCAUAUGGUUCAUAAGCCUGAUGACGACACAGACUUGUAUAAUACUGCAUAUGCAUACAGUACUGGUAGCUACAGCCCAUCCUUCUCUGCUCAGGCGCACCCAGCUGCAAAGACGCAGACAUACAGACCAUUGUCUAAAAGCGCUUCUGAAGGUAGCUCCGAUGCCUUUAAGGUCUCAUCCCCUUUACCACCUCCACAUGUGCCACCUCCAGUGCCACCACAUCGCCUGAGGGAAAGGCCUACACCAGAAAAAAAUGACUGGGAUCCCCCUGACAGAAAGGUAGAUACCCGCAAGUUCCGUUCUGAACCAAGAAGUAUUUUUGAAUAUGAGCCGGGAAAGUCAUCAAUCCUUGAACAUGAAAGACCGACUGAUCGCAUAAACCCAGAUGACAUAGAUUUAGAAAACGAACCCUGGUAUAAAUUCUUUUCAGAACUGGAGUUUGGACGUCCGCCACCUAAAAAGCUUUUGGACUAUGUUCAAGACAGUUCUUCUGGUGUUUCCAAUGAGACUUCCUUAUAUCAUCACUAUUCAACAGACAAAGGCCUGGACAGGCCCUCUAGUUCUGCAAGUACUGCGAGUGACUACAGAAAAAGAAGGAAGUCAGAACCUGCUGUAAGUCAUCAGAGGGUGCACAGUGAUCAGAAUGCAAACAGGCCUAGCCUGGGCCGUACAGAUACGCAAGGCCCAUAUACCACCCUUAGAAAGCCUUUAACUAGCUCGUCUCCUUCGUCUCCAUCAAGAGCAAAAGUAGACCAGGAGUCUCCUGGAAGCUAUUCUUCUGCUUUCACUGAUGUGGGACGAUGUACUCCAAGAGAGAGAAGAGGAACUACAGACAAAGAGAAACUGCCAGCUAGAGCUGUAUAUGACUUUAAAGCUCAGACUUCUAAAGAGCUGUCCUUUAAGAAAGGAGAUACUGUCUAUAUCCUCAGGAAAAUUGAUCAAAACUGGUAUGAGGGUGAGCACCACGGAAGAGUUGGAAUAUUCCCAAUUUCUUAUGUCGAGAAACUUUCUCCCCCAGAAAAAACACAGCCUGCCAGGCCACCUCCCCCUGCACAGAUUGGAGAGAUUGGAGAAGCUAUUGCCAAAUAUAAUUUCAGUGCAGACACAAAUGUGGAGUUAUCACUUAGAAAGGGAGACAGAGUAAUUCUUCUUAAGCGAGUUGAUCAAAACUGGUAUGAAGGUAAAAUACCAGGAACCAACAGACAAGGCAUCUUCCCUGUUUCCUAUGUAGAAGUCAUCAAAAAGAAUGCAUCAAAAAGUGUUGAUGACUACCCUGAUCCCCCGAUACCCCAAAGCUAUUCUAGUGACAGAAUACACCAUUUAAGUUCAACUAAGUUGCCUUCCCAAGCACUGUCCCCACUUUCCAGACACAUUUCCUCCUCUUGGUCACACAUUGAUCAAAAGAUUCUCCAGGCUGCCACUAGUGACUGGUUUUCAAGGACUGUUGGUUUUUCACCUUCAAGCGUGUGCAUCUUACCUCCUCCACCAUUUCCAGACAGUUUUCUUUGUAACUUAGAAGAACUCAAUUCUUUGGCAUUAACAACAUCCCAAUCUGUAGCAAUCUCCCCAGGUAAUAGCAUUCACCAAGUUAAAGAUGAUCACUUUAUUCCAAAUACAGAGGUCUCUCUCAGCCCUCCUACAGCUCUUCCUCUGCCCUUUCUUGUAUUUACCUCUGUCUCAUCUUCAGCCAGCUCAUCUCAUGACAUAGCAUAUAAGCAUACCAGCAACAAUACCAAGCCAGGAAAAGGUAAAGACUUGAGAGGUAUGCUUGACUCUUCAGUUACCGAAGUACCUAGAGACUUGUCAGAUACUACAAGAGAAGGUGAACAUGUUGGCGCUAUCUGUAACAUCCCUUCGCCACAUGAAGGUGGCUCCGUCUCCAGAGUGCUAGCUGCAACUGCUGAAAAUGAAGAGGAAAUCUGUACUGCAGAGCUGUCAGUUAAUAUAGGGGAUCAGUCAAAGCCUCAAGAAUCAGAUUUCUACAGAGCAGCACAAGACGCAACAGAAGAACUGACAAGACUCUAUAUAGAGGAGGAUCUGGGACAUGACAAUUUAGAAUUCCCCAUAGCAAGUGGAGGAGACUCCAUGGCACCAACUUCUCACUCUGUUCCUACAACAUCCCCGUCUACUGCUUCCCUCUCACCUCCUCUCCUUUCUAAACCCUUACAUCAGCAGGAGAGAGACUCACCAAAGUUAAAGGCUAAUUUAAAGAGAGAGGUAUUUGUUAUGGGUAAACCUCCUCGUAGCCCACUGAUGACUAAGAGAUCCUGCAGCUCAUCUGUCAGAGGUCACAGCUAUUCACACAGGCCACAGCGCCCUGUGCUUGCUCAUGAAAACAUACACAGUGGGGGGGAACCGUUUCAGGCUCUAUAUAACUAUACUCCUAGGAAUGAAGAUGAAUUGGAGCUCAGAGAGGGAGAUGUCAUUGAUGUGAUGGAAAAAUGUGAUGAUGGAUGGUUUGUGGGAACCUCGAGAAGAACCAAAUUCUUUGGUACUUUCCCUGGAAACUAUGUCAAGAGGCUGUGAAUUUUUUUUUUCCCCUACUUAUUUAUGCUGCAUCUCUGCAACACAUCUGCAUAAAGCUGCUAGAAAACAUGCUAUGCUGGCCUUCUGUUUUCUUGCUUGCGGUCUCAAAUAGAGGCCAUCUAGUUCAUCCUCAUCCCAUCCCAUCUGCCAAACCGUUCCAGCAGUAUUACAGCAACGACCACGGUGUGAAUAACUAAGCUUUUCUGAAACAAGAGGAAUCGUUUCAACAUUUAAAUGCUCCCUGCUUUAAAGUCUUUUCAUUUGAAACACAAUAGGAAAAGCCUGAUGACAGGUUCACAGAUGAAUUGCCAUGGGGGGGUGGGGAGUGGGAGAAGAUGUUCUUGGUUUGGACAUUUGUGGCACUACCAUGAAGUCUGAUGGGAUUUUUUCAGCAUGCAUGUAAUACAGGGGGAAGUUGCUGUUUACUAUUUUUAAAAAAAUUGUUUGAGUUUCCACAUUCUUAUUAGCUUGGCAGCAUUUGUUGCUUUCACUUUGCCGUAUCACAGGUUUGCCUAUUGUACUGGUUUACAAUGUAUUGCAAA
Aptenodytes forsteri (emperor penguin) is the source of this 4576-nucleotide messenger RNA. RefSeq names its product sorbin and SH3 domain containing 2 (gene SORBS2). Lineage: Eukaryota; Metazoa; Chordata; Aves; Sphenisciformes; Spheniscidae. The transcript has 29 exons. Bases 231 to 4034 code for a protein of 1267 amino acids. Gene Ontology annotation, cellular component: dendrite; neuronal cell body; synapse. Gene Ontology annotation, molecular function: protein binding. Gene Ontology annotation, biological process: Notch signaling pathway. The record is from RefSeq and is a predicted model, not a curated record.